AUGGUGGGGGAGGACGCGUGCCUCCUUUCAUGGGAAGAUAAAGAAAGGUUUCGACUCCUCUGUCAUCGCUACCGCAUGGAGUUGAGGGCCAACGUCAUCUACUUCAGGGGCAAGUGGAGCCUGCCGUUCUACGAGAGCUCGACCAAGAACAGGCCCUUCUACCGGCUGGACGGCACCGUCGUCGACGUCCCCUUCAUGUCCAACUACGAGCACCACUACAUCGCCGAGCACGGCGGCUUCAAGGUGCUCAAGCUACGCUACAAGAGCAGCUCACCGCCCUACACCAGCAUGUGCAUCUUCCUCCUGAACGCGUGCGACGGCCUGGGGAGCCUGCUGGAGAAGAUGACGUCGCCAGGCUUCCUGCGUGAGCACCUGCCGACGAGCAUGGCCGUCGUCGUCGAGUUCGGGGUGCCCAAGUUCGAGCUCACCUUCGAGGGCAGCGUCACCGACGUGCUCAAGGACCUGGGGCUUGCUCUUCCUUUCGGCGAAGGCGCCGACCUCUCGGAGAUGAUGAUGGAGGGCAUGCACGUGCAGGUGCAGGACGUCUUCCACAAGGCCGUCAUUGAGGUGAACGAGCUCGAGGAAGGAACCAGAGCCGCCGCGAUCGCUCCUCCGACGUGCUCUCUGUUCCGGCUGCCGGUGGUGGGCUUCGUGGCCGAUCACCCGUUCGCCUACUGCAUAGUGGAGGAGGAGUCGCACGCGGUCCUCUUUGCAGGGCAUGUCGUCGACCCCGGUAAUGGCGUCGGGGCUGUGAUCCCGUCCCCUCCUCCGUUCGGGGAGCGCAGCACAGCAAUGAAAUGGAUACUAGGGUUUGAUAAGGCGAUGAACAGAUCCAAACGUGCGUUCGUUGAUGAUGGUCCGGAGUCGCCGGUGUACGGAAAUAACCUCCCCUCACACAAUCCAGCAUAUCCACGGCCACCAAAAAUGCUAGACUUACGGGGGGCCGUAAGGAGCUCGGCCUACGGACGGAAGUCACGGGAUGAGGUGUUCUAA
Messenger RNA from Triticum dicoccoides, 993 nucleotides. Its product is annotated as putative serpin-Z8. Bases 1 to 993 code for a protein of 330 amino acids. Lineage: Eukaryota; Viridiplantae; Streptophyta; Magnoliopsida; Poales; Poaceae. The record is from RefSeq and is a predicted model, not a curated record. Gene Ontology annotation, molecular function: serine-type endopeptidase inhibitor activity. The transcript is spliced from 2 exons.